AUGUUUAUCCGUGCGCCAGAGACCGUGUUCAACCUCGAGGAGCUGCGUGAGCGAAAGGUGUUCAUCUACGCCAACAAGCUACAGCGCUUCUUCUUGCGCUUCACCCUCAUGUCCUACUACUACUCCAUCCAGAAGGGCGCCAACGACUCGGCUCAAGAACAACAAGGAGCGUCGUCGUCUGAGUCUCGAGAGACCAUUCCAGGGCGAUUACAUGAACUACCGCGAGAACUUCCCUCUGAAGGACCUGGUGGCCAAGAACGGCAAUGA
Messenger RNA from Acytostelium subglobosum LB1, 267 nucleotides. RefSeq lists its product as hypothetical. NCBI's taxonomy places the organism in Eukaryota, Evosea, Eumycetozoa, Acytosteliales, Acytosteliaceae. The record is from RefSeq and is a predicted model, not a curated record. Bases 1 to 267 code for a protein of 88 amino acids. The transcript has a single exon.